Molecule: messenger RNA, 7830 nt
Organism: Mya arenaria
Lineage: Eukaryota; Metazoa; Mollusca; Bivalvia; Myida; Myidae
Product: nucleoprotein TPR-like
Exons: 57
Coding region: 1-7335 (2444 amino acids)
Biological process (GO): protein import into nucleus; mRNA export from nucleus
Cellular component (GO): nuclear pore
Molecular function (GO): structural constituent of nuclear pore
Source: RefSeq, a predicted model, not a curated record
AUGGCGGGGGCUGUAGAACUCAACGCUGUUCUGACUUCCGAAGAACUUUCUACGUUAUCUGAAGAAAUAAAAAAUAAAUUAAAUACCGGGUUUGCAGCUGUAAAUAACAGAUUAGAGGAAUUGCUAUCAAAUUAUGAAAAACUCAAAGUCAAUUCAGAGCAACAAUAUGUUGAUGUAGAGAGACAGUUGACCAGCACAAAUGCCAGACUUGAGACAGAGCUGGCCACAAACAAGCGACUGCAAGAUGAACAUUCUGAACUUGAACAAAAGUACAAUGAAGCGAGCGCAAAGCUUAAAGAGUUUCAGGAGUCCCAGGAUGGCAACCUCUCAACUCAGUUGCGACUGACUCGAGUCAAUGAACAGCUGGAAUGUGAGAAGCGCGAGAUGGCCGUGGUUCUUGAGAAACGCAGCAGGGAAAUUGAUACACUCAAUGAGGAGUUACGAGAGAUGUCUACGAAGAUGUCUGAGAUGAACCUGGCCAAGUGUGAGGCCCUUGCCAAGCUCGAUGAACUAAAGAGUGGCGAGGUUCAUAGAGAGUUCCAAGUCCAGCGUCUGACACAGGAAAGGGACAAUCUUCAACAACAGGUCGAGUGGCUCAACAAUGAUUUAACAGAAAAAACUCGAGAUCUUAUGACCACAAGAAGAGAAAAGUCAACCUCUCUGCUAGAUGUACAAGCUCAGUUGGAGGAGAAGAACGAGGAAUGUAGCUUGCUUAACACAACAUUGGACACUCUCAAGAAACAGAAUGCGGACCAGGCACAGAAGAUUGACAACUUCAUCCAAAGAAUCAAAGAUAUCCAGGACAGUAACAGUCAAGGGGAGGAGCAAUACAAACAGGAGAUUAGCGCCCGCAUACGGCUUGCAGAAUUGUACAAGACUUCAUCAGAAGAGGCUGAGGCCAAGUCUCAAGAACUACUUGGAGCAGUUACUGAGCUACAAGUGCUCCUAAAAGAUGCCGCUCAAGCUCAUACAGACAUGGAGAAUGAGAAGAAUGAGGAAAUUGAAAAAGUCCAGGCAGAGCUGAGAGAAAGAGAAAAGAAGAUCAUUAAUCUUGAACAGGAACUAGUCAACGCCAAUGAUCUCCUCUCUGCCAUGAAGGCUAAAGGUGCGAGUUCAGAAAAGGUUGAGGCCAUGUUCCCAACAGCAGCAGUCACCAGUAAAGUCCUCAAAUCUGGCAUGUCCCUUACCCAGAUAUACAACGAGUACGUUCAGGCCACAGACAGCCUACAGCUGGAGAAGGACGAGAAUAAGAGAUUGAAUCUAUACUUGGACCAGAUUCUUCAGGAGAUAGAAGCCAAGGCUCCAAUGUUGAAGAAGCAGCGUGAGGACUACGAGAUUGCCCUGCGCAGCAUUGACCAGAUGACCAGACAGCUUGAUGGCGCAAUGCUGGAGCACCAGACCCUACGUUCAGAGGCAGACAACAGUCAUAGGAAGGCCAGUCACCUCCUCAAGGAAAACCAGAAACAUGAGAAGACCAUCCGUGACCUAGCUCAACAGGUGCGGUACCUGGUCAAGGAGAUGGAAGAGGUCCGUGGGGGGCGUGUGGUGCGUGAUGAGCUAUCAUCUAACGAAAUCAGCAGCUCGGCAUCUCUCAUCUCAGACAGACUGGUUACAUUCGGGAAUAUAGAAGAGCUACAGGAACAGAACCAGAAACUGCUUGCAGUGAUAAGAGACUUGUCGGGCAAACAUGAGGAAGAGGAAAACUCCGCCAUUGAUGCCAAGACUCGUGAGUUGAAGCGACAGUUGGAGGAGGCACAUGAGGAGCUGGGCCACAUGAAGGACACACGUAUACACCAGACAGAAAUGAUUGAAAGUAUUGUGAGGCAGAGAGAUAUGUACAAGACAUUACUGCAUCAAGCUAAUUCAGAAGAGGUGGCAAUCACAUCCUUCCAACAGAGUGGGGCAGGGCGCACCCCAGAUAAGGGGUCCUUAAAGAGCCCCGGGCUUGAUCGGGGAGCUCAAAAACAAGCAGAGGAGUCAGCUAAGGCCCUAAAGCAGCUACAGGAGGACUUUACCACAUACAAGAAGGACAAACAUGAAAACGAAAAGAUUAUCAAUGCACAGUUGGAUUCACAGAGGAAGGAGGUGGCUGACAUGCGGGUACAGAAUGCCAGAUUAUCAUCACAGCUUGAGUUUGCGGCCGAACGCAAUAAGGUAUCGCUAGCGAAUAUGGAAGGUUACAAGAAGGAGAUUGCUGUGCUCAGAGACAAAGUGCAGAAGUACACAGCAUCUGUGGCUAAACAUGAACAAACUAUUAAUUCUCAGAGACAGGAGCUCAUGUCAGUACAGGAAAAAUUAUCCUCGGCCCAGUCCCGGGCAGAUAGUCUGCAGUCAGAGCGUGACAUCAUUAAAUCAUCGGAGAAACGACUCCUGGAAGAGCUAGAAUGUCUCCGACGAGAACGCCACUCACAGACCAUGCUUAUGGCUAACUUACAAACAAUACAGAACAACCUGCAGAGAAGUGAACAUGAGACUCGACAUCGCCUGUCCAAACAGAUAGAGGCCCUGGAGAGGGAAAGAAAUAUGCUGCAGAGAAAGCUGGAAAUGGAGGAAAAGCAGGGCCUCACUGUCAGAAAACACUUCCAGGACCAGGUGAAAGAGGUGCGUGGAGAGAUAGACCAAGAACUAAGGGCCCAUCAGAGGACCAAAGACCAGCAAGUGGCACUCAACACAGAGAUCACUGAACUGAAACAACAGUUGAGCGUUACAACCACCAAAUUGGCAGAGGCUGAAACGCGCCUUGCUGAUGCAUCAGAUGGCUCAGUGGGAGGGGACUCGGCACGAGAUAACCGUGCACAAUUGGAGAAGGUUCAAGCUGAAGUUGCAAGCCUCACUGACCAGCUUCACAAGGCCAGACAACAUACUGAUCAGUACAAGACCAUUGCAGAUGGGUUACAGACUACCAUUUCUAAACAGAAUAAGGUCAGUGAAGAACUGAAGACAGAAAUUGAAGAGAAGUUGCGGAUAGCUGAUCAAGAGCGUGAGUAUUUGCGUGGUCGGGUAGAUGACCUAGAUACUGAGAGACGACACUUGGAGGAAGAAAAUAUCCGGGUGUCCGAGGAGAGCCAUGAGCUGAAUGCAGAACUGCGAAAGAAACUUGAAGAACUCCAGAAUGAGCUGCAAGAAGCCAAUGAGCGGCGCGAGACUGCCAUAGCCAUUGAGAUGUCAGCGAAGCAGGAAUGUGACCACCAGACAGGUAUUGCCGCCAAUGCCGAGGACAAGUACCGACAUGAACUGAUGCUACAUGCAGCCGAUGUGGAGGCUCUGUCGGCGCUCAAGAAAGAGAUGGAAGGGUUUAAUUCGCAGCUCAGUGAAAAAGAGGAAAAAUGUCAUAUAGCCGAGCAGAAACUUGCAGAUCUUCUGGUAUCCUCAGCACAUCGUGAGAAGUUGUUGACAGAAGAGAAAGACAAGAUGGCUGCCCGCCUUGCAGAUCUUAUGCAGGAAACCAAGGCCCUCCACCAGCAGAUGACCAAGCUGAGUAACCAGGUGAUCAGCAUCCAGGAUAGGGCAGUGGCCAGUCCACGGGGUAAACCUGGCAGCUCCACAACACCCGAGGAAGAUGCUUCCAAGUCCACUGAGCAGUUGUUAGAGGUGAUCAGGUACAUCCGGAAGGAGAAGUCUAUAGUUGACGGGAAAAUGGAUGUAAUUGAGACAGAGUGUUCCAGGCUCCGUCAACGCUGUGAGGCCCUGGAGAGACAGUUGGACUCCGCUAAUAAACAGCUGGGAGAGGAGCGGGAGCAGGCACAGGCUGGUAUGCAGACUGCUGCCCAGCAUGCGGAGCUGUUGCACCGUGUAGAGUCGUACAACCUGCUGCAUGACAGUAAUAAAAUGCUUCGUGAAGAAAGGGACCGCAUUCAGACCCAGCUCACACAGACUGAGGCUAAGCUGGCCAAGCUUGAGGAGACCAUCCGUCCCCUGCAGUCAGACAUGCGUGACAUGCAGGCCCAGCGGGAUGCCCUGGCUGUUGAGAAGAAAUCCCUGACCGCAGAGAUGGACCGCUGGAAGAACAGAACAAACCAGCUGAUUGAGCAGUCACAUAAGACUGACCCUGAGGAACACAAGAAACUCCUGCAAGAAAAGGAAGAGUUUAGAACGAAAAACACUGCUCUUACUGAAGAGCUGCAGAGAGUAAGGACUGACCUCACAAAAACCAACCUAGAACAUGCCAAGCUUCAGAGGCAGCUGGGCCAGCUCCAGGGAGAAUAUGCCAAACAGAGUGAGGAGGUGCAGAAGCUGACGGCAAGUGUGGAGGAGAAGGACAGUGAGAUGAAGGACAAGAUGAAGACACUCAACCAGUUGCGUCAGCUGGGUAGGAAGUAUAAGACCCAGGCUGAGGUGACCCAGAAGGAGAUGGAAGAAUUGAAGGCAGAGAGGGAGCAGAGGAAGGCGGCUGCCCAAAACCAGCAAGUGAGCACAGAACGGAUAGCAGCCCUAGAACAGCAACUGCAAGAGGCCAAAUUAAAAUGCUCAGGAUUAGAAUCCUGUCUGUCUCAAGCCCAGGCUAAACUCACUGAGGGUGAAACCAGUAUAGCUAAGGCCGCUGAUGAUAAGACCAAGUUAGAGACACAUAUUAAGGAAACAGUUGAAAAGAAACAGAGAAUGGAAGAACAAGUGAUCGGCCUUAAGAUAGAGGUCGGCCAGAUGAAGGCACAAAUAUCCAACCUAAAAGAGGAGAAUUCUGCCCUAAAGGAUCAGAUUAGCAAGCAGACGAGCGAGAUAAGUCAGCUGAAGGAACAGAAUUCAUCUCUAACAGAGAAGCAAUCAGCUCAGCCAGACACGCAGCAGCAGGAUCAGGUCAAUGAACAGAUCUCUGCUGAACUGCAGGGUAAAACAAAGGAAAUUCAGACCCUCAACGAGACACUUACUACCGUGAACAAGGAAAAAGAUGAACUGAAAACAAAGGGUGAGCGUUGUUUUGCUGCACUAAAGUCAGCCAGGUCCAAACUGGAGUCAAUGAAGGAGAUCAACAGUCAGCUGACUAGUGAGCGGGCCGACAUCAUCACAAAAUAUGGAGACGGAGGAGAGAUGAAGCAGAGAGCAUUGGAAGCUGAACAAAAGUUAUCAACUCUGGAAAGUCAGAUUGCUGCUUUGACCCAGGAAAAGGAAAAUCUGCAGAAAGAGAAUGCUGAACUUGCCACUAAAGUAGCUCAGCUGCAGAGCCAGGUAUCAGGAGGGCCAUCAGCCCAGGGCUCCCGCUCCACACCCAGUGUGGCCCAGGACAGGACCAGCUCCCCAGCAGAGCCCCCAAAGACAGCCAACAUUCGGCCCAUAUCAUCCAGCAGCCCCGCAAGUACAAAGCCUCAGACCGUCCCUGUGCCCCCACAGUCCGGGGCUUCUAAGGUGACUGCCAGUAUUCGCCCAAUGACAAUCCCUCCCGUCACUACAACUUGCACCCCUACUGCUACUGUGAUGCCCACCACUGUCUCGCAGCCGGAUAAUAUCUAUUUGGAAGAGGAGGUCCCAGGCCUGGUACAGCAGCAGCUGUUCUCCCAGCAGGCCGCAGUGGGGACAGCCAGACCCACCCAGCAGGUCCACAGGCUAUUACCCACUCCUGAGACUACGACUGUAGAACGCGUCCAAGAGCACCUCCAGGGUCACUCUGACCGGGCGAGCUAUGUGGAGCCCCAUCAGUCUACUUCCUGGGAGCCAGCACACCCGCAAGUCAGGGACACACCAGGGGGUUCUUCCCAGCACCAGAAUAAAAGAACGCGAGAUGAGAGCAGCCCAGGUGAAGAUCUGUGUGUGAAGAGAAGCAAGGUAACAGUGGCCGAGGUCGAAGUUGCCCCAGAAGUAUCGGAAGAGGCCCAGCCCCAACAGGACGGUAUUCAAGUGGUAGAGGUGGCCCCCACCCCUGCAGUAGACCAAGCGGCCCAACAGGCCAUUGAGGAGGGAGAGGGAGAUGAGGAUGUCGAGAAUGAAGGAGAUAUGGAAGAGACUGAAGAAGGUGAGGAGGAACAGGCAAAUGAGGAGGAGACACAGGAGGAAGAAUCAGAAGAUGAUGAUGCCAUUAUUGUGGUUGGAUCAGACGAUGAUGAUGAGACGCAGCAAGAGGAAGAGGAUGAUGAAGAUGAUGACAAUGACGAUGAAGAACAAGAAGAGCAACAAGAGGAAGAUCAGGGUAUGGAAGAGGAGGAAGAGUAUGAAGAGAGACAGGAGGAUGAGGAGGAUGACGGAGAUGUAGAUAUCUAUGCGGGGGUCGGACAGGAGGAAGAGAAUGGGGAUGAUGGGGGACAGAGAGAAGAGGAAGAAGAUGAUGAUGUGGUCAUCAUUGGUGACGAUGAUGAUGACGGUGCCCUGAGCUCACAAGAGAUUGGCUCCCAGCCCGCAAGCCAGUCGACCUCUAUGGCAGAGCUGGUUCCCCCUAUUGCACCACCAGAGAGGCAGUUCUCAACAGGAGGGACGGGGAACCUGUUGGCACCAUUUAUGCUUGGCUCUGCCCAGACUGGGUUUGAAGACAUGGAUGAUUGCACGGUGCCCAGUACCCCCACGUUACAUGUGCCCCGCCACGGGGACGGGUUUGCUGAGGCGAUUCACUCCCCACAGGUGGCCCAGAGGUUCGUGUUUGGCAGUGGGAGCGGGGAGCAGCAGAGACUGACACUGUCUGGACUCGCUCAGUUGGAGAACCAACCAGGCCUUGGUAUGGGUAUGGAUGAUACACGGAUGGACUUAUCACAGCUGGAUGAGGGGUCAGGUAGAAGUGUCCCAUCAACUCCACUUCCUACAUCGGCCCCAGUGACAAUCAUCACGGAGGCGGAGCCAGUGACUGGCCAAUCAGACAUGAGCGUUCCAGGCAGCAGCCAACCAGAGGCCGGCAAUGAAGAAGGGGCUGAGCAAGAAGGGGAACAGUUUGAAGAAGAGCUUGAUGAAGAACAUGAAUUUGAGGGUGAGCAAGGAGAUGAAGAUUCCCAGGAAGACUACCCUGUGAUGCAUUCAGUGCAGAACAUUGAUGAUCUUAACACUGAUGAUGAGGAGGCAAGCCAAGAAACAGGUGAGAGAGCGGAAGGUGGUUUCCCUGAUAUGAGCAGCAGUAAGGAGGACUCAUCCACAUCAACUGAUAAGCCCUCAGAUCCAAGACCAAGAAUUCAAAGGAUUGUGUGGCAGGAUCCAUCGCCAACUACAACCGCUACAGGCCCCUUACCGUCUGCCAGUCAGCCGAUCCAGUCAGUUCCCAUUGGUCAGUUCCGGCGUGGAGGUCCACCAAGGGGCAGGGUUAGGGUCCCCACUGGAUCCCUACGUGGGGCUAUACAAGGGGGUUUCCAGCAGAGAGGGGGUCCUCGGAGACCAAUGAGGAGCCGUGGAGGGGGCCCGUUCCAGAGACGGCCCAACAUGUAUUGAAGAAAAAUGACAUUGAAGACUCAUUGUAAAUGAGUUUACUUUAUAUGUUGUAAUAAAUGAAGUGUACAGGAGUGCCGUUGCAUUAAAUGGGUGACAGAUCAUCUAUGCUGAACAUUUUUGAUGAGAUGAAAAAUAAAUAAAAAUUGUGAAUUAAAUGGCUGAUUUUUUUAUAUUUUAACAAUCUAUGUUGAUGUGUAACAAUGUCUUUAUAAAUUUAUGCAUUUCCUUUCAAAUUUGAAAGUAAUGUAUGAGCUAUUACUUGAUGUUUGUCGAACAUGUAUUUGAUAUCUUUUUAGUGAGGGAAAAAAUGUUUCUAUUUUGCGAAUGUCAAUGUUUAUUAUUUUAUCAGUAGCACCCUUUUUGUAAAUGUGUUGGAUAUGAAUGACAAACUCUGCUACAUGUGUUCAAAUGCUUAUACAUUUGUAUUCUGUCAAAUGUGUAUUAUAGUGAUCAUUUUAAAGUAAAGGUGAAAAAUAAAGAUGUGUUAUGGGUUAA